Molecule: messenger RNA, 2862 nt
Organism: Ictidomys tridecemlineatus (thirteen-lined ground squirrel)
Lineage: Eukaryota; Metazoa; Chordata; Mammalia; Rodentia; Sciuridae
Source: RefSeq, a predicted model, not a curated record
AGAAUGGAAGACAUGCAGGGCCUGGUGGAGAGACUGGAGCGAGCCGUCUGCCGGCUGGAGCAGCUGUCUGCGGAGUCACACAAGCCUCCUGGGAACUGCGGGGAGGUGAACGGCGUCCAUGGAGGUGUGGCGCCCUCCGUGGAAGCCUUUGACAAGCUGAUGGACAGCGUGGUGGCUGAGUUCUUAAAGAACAGCAGGAUCCUUGCCGGUGACGUGGACACUCACGCGGAAAUGGUGCACGGUGCCUUCCAGGCCCAGCGGGCGUUUCUUCUGAUGGCCUCGCAGUACCAACAACCCCAGGAGAACGAGGUGGCUGCCCUUCUGAAACCCAUAUCGGAAAAGAUCCAGGAAAUCCAGACCUUCAGAGAGAGGAACCGCGGGAGCAGCAUGUUCAACCACCUCUCGGCCGUCAGCGAGAGCAUCCCUGCCCUGGGCUGGAUAGCUGUGUCCCCCAAACCUGGUCCUUAUGUCAAGGAGAUGAACGAUGCUGCCACCUUUUACACUAACAGGGUCUUAAAGGACUACAAACACAGUGACUUACGGCACGUGGAUUGGGUGAAGUCCUACCUGAACAUCUGGAGUGAGCUUCAAGCCUACAUCAAGGAGCACCACACCACGGGCCUCACCUGGAGCACCACAGGUCCCGUAGCGACCACGGCGUCGGCGUUUUCUGUCCUCUCUUCUGGGCCUGGCCUCCCGCCACCUCCUCCUCCACCGCCUCCCCCAGGACCACCUCCACUUUUUGAGAACGAAGGCAGAAGAGAGGAGUCCUCUCCUUCUCGUUCGGCUUUGUUUGCCCAGCUUAACCAGGGAGAAGCCAUCACCAAAGGGCUCCGGCAUGUCACAGACGACCAGAAGACAUACAAGAAUCCCAGCCUGCGGGCCCAAGGACAAGUGCGAUCUCCAACCAAAUCCCACACUCCAAGUCCCACAUCUCCCAAAUCCUCUUCUCCCCAGAAACAUGCUCCAGUGUUCGAGUUGGAAGGAAAGAAGUGGAGGGUGGAGUAUCAAGAGGACAGGAAUGACCUCGUGAUUUCAGAGACUGAACUGAAACAAGUGGCUUACGUUUUCAAAUGUGACAAAUCGACACUCCAGAUAAAUGGGAAAAUAAAUUCCAUUACCAUUGAUAACUGUAAGAAGUUUGGCCUGGUGUUUGACAAUGUGGUGGGGAUCGUGGAAGUGAUCAACUCCAAGGACAUUCAGAUCCAGGUAAUGGGGAGAGUGCCAACAAUUUCCAUUAACAAGACAGAAGGCUGCCACGUGUACCUCAGUGAGGACGCCUUGGACUGUGAGCUGGUGAGCGCCAAGUCUUCCGAAAUGAAUGUCCUUGUCCCUCAGGAUGGUGAUUAUAGAGAAUUUCCGGUUCCUGAGCAGUUCAAGACAGUAUGGGAUGGAUCCAAGCUGGUCACUGAACCUGCAGAAAUUAUGGCCUAAUCUCCAGAAAGCCUGGGCCCCCCCCAACCUCGGUCCCAUCACACAAACACAAGCAAGCAGCAUUCAAGAGCUCCAGCGCCAACUCGUUAGUUAAGCCUCCAACAGAGCUCUAGAAACAGCGUCGUGUCUGGCACGCCUUUGUGGGCAUUCUGAAAUAUUUAACAUUUCUUCAUGACUUACCUUUGUGUGUGAUUUUAGUUCCACAUAACUUGUGAACACUACUGAUUGAAAGGAAAAGAAAAAAGAAUUCUGAUCCCCUUGUAUCCUUAACACAGUCACUGAUGGGUAAAAAUACUGCAUGUAUCACUUUUACACUUAGGCUUAAUUGCUAGUCGGAAAAAAAACCUUUGAGAAUCAACGUCCUUUUUACCUUUUAGACUAUUUCAAUAUGAUGUAAUAGUAGUAGUGUGGCCAGAAAAAUGUAUGAUUUUUUUUUCUUAUUUUUACUACAUUUUCAUCUUUAUCGGUGUGGAUACACUAUCAGCAUGAAUUCAUAUUUCAGUCCAUGUCCUAAAAAUAAAUAAGAAAAUUCCACAUAUAAGGACCAAAUUUGGUUUCUUGGUCCUUGGAAGACCUAUAUCCUUAAUAGUUAGUAAAAUACAAAAGUAAGGGGCUAGGGUUGUGGCUCAGCAGUAGAACGCUUGCCUAGCACAUGUGAGGCCCUGAGUUCGAUCCUCAGCACCACAUAAAAAUAAAGAAGGUUAAAAUAAAAGUAAAUUUCUAAUUAUUCAUCUUCAGUAUUGUUCCUCCAUGUCACGUGACAACUCACUUUUCUGCAUACUCUUCUGCCAAAAGAUCGGCAUAAGAGGAAGCAAUGUUUCUGCUACAUGAAAUCUCAUAAUUUUGCUCUGAGAACAGCUCAAUUUUUGUUUUCCAUUUUUGAGCCUGUUAAAUAUCAGAUGCCUUGUAAAUGGUGUUGUGCUUUAUUAUAGAAUCAUUUCUUCUUUCCCAUUUGCCAGACGCUAACCAGUCUCAAAAAUGACCAUGAAAAAAGCCAUAGCUAUAUUACUUCUUCUAAAACCUAAAGAAUUGUUUGUUGGUUUGGCUUGCUGCUCCUAUUUUGUAGUCUUGAUAGUAUCUGCUUUUUAAAAAUGAGUAACUAUGAUAUUCCUUUGUAUCUUUUUGGUACAUAGUGCUGAAUUGUAACUUCUUGGAUCACGUGUGAUAAAGUGUCAUUCUGUGCUUGCAGAAACAACACAAGCAUAUAUAUUGUGCCUAUGACAGCCUUUGGAACAUAUCAUUUCCGUUUUUUAAAAAUAUCUUCUAUAUCCAUAUAGCAUUCAAAUUACUAAUGCUCAUGUACCAAGGUUUUGCUACAAAAAUUUUUGUCUGAAUGAAUAUUGUUGUGGCUUUAAUAAAUAUCAUUUUUGAACUGUAAACUUAUUCCAAAAGAGAGUAAAAUUCUAAUUGUUUAAAUACUGUGAUGAA